This is a messenger RNA of Amoebophrya sp. A120, 160 nucleotides long. The record is from the annotation of a GenBank genome assembly. NCBI's taxonomy places the organism in Eukaryota, Dinophyceae, Syndiniales, Amoebophryaceae.
ACUACAAGCCACGGGAGGUCGUGGUCAUUCAUCAUCAUCCCGCCGCGACGAGAGCAGGAGGAACCGGUGGUUUUUCAAUUUCGACAACAACACUACAGGUACAACUGCUACAGGACCACCUCAUCAUCAUCAUCAAGAAGAUUCUCACCUUUCCUUUGAU